Molecule: messenger RNA, 1424 nt
Organism: Paramecium sonneborni
Lineage: Eukaryota; Ciliophora; Oligohymenophorea; Peniculida; Parameciidae
Source: the annotation of a GenBank genome assembly
AUGAACAAUAAUACAUGUGAUUAUCAUCCUGAACAAAGAAUUACAAUUUUGUGUUUAUUCAAUGGUUGUUAAGAGGAUCGUUUGGGUUGUUAGAAAUGUCUUCUCUCUUUACAUAAAGCACAUAUAAAAAGUUGUGUGUUGAUAUCAGAAAUCUAAAAGAAAUAACAUUGUGUGGAAUUAUUUGCAAAUACUCCAAACGAAUAAUAAAUAAUAAAGUUUUCUGAGGAUGAAUUGGUCCACAAAGAUAAGCUAAUUGCAAUUUAAAAUCAAUUACAAUAGUCAUUAAAAAGUUGUUUAAAUAUAUAUGAUAAAUUUAGGUUAUCUGAAACAAAUAAAGUUGAAAUUAUUGGAGUAAGAAUCAAAGUAAAAAAGUAUUUAAAUGAGACAUAAUAAAGAAAUCUUAAAUUCAUACUUUAAUUCUUAUGAAUUUGAGAAGUUAAAGGAAUAAUUAGUGAAAUUCAAUAGAGGAGAAUCAAAUGAAGAGUAGGUAUGAGGAUAAUAAUCUUAAUUAGAUAAAUGAUUUCAUAUCAUAGAUAAUAAAGGAGAGAUAGAACUUAUAGAAUGUUUGUUAAAAUUAAUAAUGCUAAGGAUCGAAAUAGGCUGGAUUACCUUAAGAGUUUAAGGAUAUGGUAGUGAGUGAAAUUUGUAAUUCAUUAGAGUCGAUAAAGAAUUUUAUGAGAAAAGAUGAUUGUAAUAAUAUAAUGAAUAUCUUUGAGCGAUCUUUUUUUAUAAAUCACUGCUUUCUUAAGAAGAGGAUGCCAACAUUUAGGAGAUGAUAAAGGGAAAAUAGUUUAUAUUUAAUGAUUAAGAUGAAGUGCAAUUGAUUUAUGGAUCAUGCACACUGUCUAAAGGAAUAUAUGAAUUUUAGAUAGCAAUAGAGUACAUUUAAAGUGAAUAAUAAAAAUAAGAAGAAUAAUAGGAAGGAUUGGCAUCAAUAGUUAACAAUUCACCUUAAUUGUAUAAUCCAUACUCUUAACAUACUAUUGGUGGUCAUAUCAGUAACUCAGGAAUAUUUUCAUAAUAGGAAUAUCAACAUUUACAUAGAAUUUAUAUAGGAGUGGUUGAGGAUUUGGUUAAGGAUUAGAUGGCAACAUAUUCAAUAAUGUAUCAAACACAAUAAUGUUGUGCUGUUGAUAUUGUAAGAGGUGCAGCUAUUGGAUCAUUUCAUAUGAAACAAUAAUUGGGAGAGAAAUUAGAACCAAUUCAAACACUAUUUCAUAAAAAUAUGAAGAAGGGAUUGGUGUUAGCAUUUAAAAUUAAUUUAGAUGAAAAGUAUUAUUCAUUAAAUAAAUCUUAGUAAAUUAAUAUUAACAGAUAGUGAAAAUAAAACUAGAUAUGAAGGAUAAUUAUAUAAUAUGACAGGUGACAACAUUAAACCUUAUAUAUUAAUUUAUAAGAGCAAUGUUAAAGUAACGAUUAAUUGA